This is a messenger RNA of Dermatophagoides farinae (American house dust mite), 1644 nucleotides long. RefSeq lists its product as uncharacterized. Gene Ontology annotation, biological process: lipid catabolic process; arachidonate secretion; phospholipid metabolic process. The record is from RefSeq and is a predicted model, not a curated record. Gene Ontology annotation, molecular function: calcium ion binding; A2-type glycerophospholipase activity. NCBI's taxonomy places the organism in Eukaryota, Metazoa, Arthropoda, Arachnida, Sarcoptiformes, Pyroglyphidae.
UUCAACAAAUGAUAUCCAUUUCCUCUACUUCCCUCCCAACUCAUACUAUUCUUUCUUUCCAGAAAAAAAACGUUCAAAUCAUAAUCACAUUUUGUUUGUGUUUAUUUCACACUAUCUGUUCGUAUGUAUUCGUGUAAUCAGAAUUCAACGUUUUUUUCCGGCUGCUUAUGUUAUUACGUGCACACCAAUUUCACAACUAUUUUGUCAGUUACAACAACAACAACAGAAAAAAAAACAGAUUUUGUCAUUGAAAUAUUUGAUAUUCUGUACAUUUUUUUUUCAUUCCAUGCAGUAACCAACACCUGUUUCAAAUGAAUUAAUCAAUUGGUUAAAUAUUCAGAUAAAAAGUGGCAAUAUUAUUUUGAUUCUAGUCCUGAUUUCAAAGUUGAAUCAUCAAGAUUUAAUCAACAACAACACAAUCGUGAGAAAAAUAAAACGAAAAAAAAUUCAUUACUAUGGCCAAGUAUUUGAAUAAUGAACAUUUAAUUCGAAAACAACCACAACAACAACAACAACAACAAAUGCAACAAUCAUCAUCUAAAAAUCUAAUUCAUCUAAUCAUUCGAUCACAAUUGAUUACUAUUCUAGUAUCAAUAACAUUUAUUGCCAUUUUAUUUAUCAAUUAUCAAUCGUCAAUUUUUACGGAACAAUUUUCAUCAAUACAACAACAGCAAAGAUUAAAUUAUUCCAUCAUACCUAUCGAAUUAGAUGAUAACUACAACAACAACAAUGGUGACGAUAAUAACGAUUUCCAUUAUGAUGAUGAUCAUCAUGAAGAUUAUGAUAAUAAUAAAGCUAAUAAAACAUUAAUGAUGGCUAGUCAAGAUGUCAUUGACCAUGAUGAUAAUGAUAAUGGUGGCCUUGACCAUCAACAACAACAACAACAACAAGAACAGCGACGACGAUUUAAACGUGGUGUUAUUGGUCUUGCAUCAAUGAUAAAGUGUAUAACACAUUGUAAUCCAUUUAGCUAUAAAGAUUAUGGAUGUUAUUGUGGUUUUCAAGGUGAUGGCCAUCCUGUUGAUGCUAUCGAUAGAUGCUGCUAUAUGCAUGAUAUGUGUUAUGCACAUAGCGAUUGUAAUCAAGCAUUAGUCUAUUUUGUUUCAUAUAAAUGGAAAUGUAAAAAAAAUCAUCGUGCCAGCUGUGCAUACGUUAAGCAUCCUGAUUCCCAUCAAAAAUGUGCCUAUCAACUUUGUGAAUGUGAUAGAAGAUUUGCCAAAUGUCUUAGUAAACAUCGUUGUCCAACGAGUAAACCAUCGUGUCGUACAAAACGUAAUUUAAUACACAGUUUAACUAACAUAUUCUUCUAACAACGGAAAAAAAAUUUACCAACAAUUAAAACAAAAAGCGGCGGAAACACAUCUACACUACGGUGACAGAAAAAAUAAAAGAAGAAAUUUUUUUUUUCAUUCUCAUCAUUCAGACCUUUUCAGUGAUCUCUUUUUUUUUUUUUUUUUUUGAUUCGCUUUGCGAAUCAAUUCCCAAUACAUUCGAAUUAUUAUUGAUGGUUACCCCCUCCCAAUAUAUACAAAACCCCCCCCGAACAUAAACGGAAACCAUACAUGUCAAUAUAGAAUCGAAUGGAAUAUUCCAUAGUCAAUAAUAUAUGAUGUAAUGUAAUUUACUGUUAUUUAUGUGUAUUUU